AGCAGACGGCUGUAGAGUUUAGUAGUUCAUGUCAUGCGUUCGUACGGUAUUGUGUUGCGUUUUCUGUGUAUUGUGUAAGUGAUUUGAUGGUGGAGACAGGAAAUCACGGAAAGACAGAUACUGAGUGUGUGGCUUAGGAGGGCAAUCAUGGACUGCAAGGGAACUAGUUGGGUGAAAAAAGAGAAGAAUGAAAUAUAUGCUGAACCAGAAUCCUUGAUCACUACAAUUGAAAUGCACCUUACUGACUGGCACUGAGAAGGCCACUCUGAAAAGAAUGGGCCAUUUAUUCUUUGGAAGUGUCAUACACUUAAAAUAUGUGAUAAUUUUUGUAAUAUAUCUAAAAUUGUCUUCUUAAAAGAACUCCUGGCAGAUGUUUUAAAUGGAUGAGCAAGUGAACCAACAGUUUCUUGAAGAUCCGCUGAAGAUUGUAACACCUAGUCUUCAUAUAAAGCAAGACCUAGAACUGAAACAGGAGGAUGGCAUUGAACAUGAUUGUCUUGAAGAUAACUUGGGAAUCUCUCAUCCAAAUGAUUUUAUCAAGGAGGAUCCUGAACUAAAUUUGGAGGUGGCAGCCUCAAUAAGAAAUGCAUCUGAUAGUUUAAGGUUCAUUGAAAGUGCUGGUGACAGCUGUGACAUUUCAUAUCAAGAAGCAUUACAUCAAGGAGCAGUCAAUGACAAGCUGGAGAUAUAUGCAGAGAAGUCAACAGAUUUCAGUGUGUCUCACAACUAUACCAAAAUACAGACUUCACAAGAAGACAGCUUAUGUGGCACAAGAUUAAGUUGUAGCAUCAGGGGAAAGGAAUUCCAUAAGUUUAACUGUAGUUUCUGCCUACAGAGCUUCCCUUCAAAAUACAGACUCAUAAUGCAUAUCUUCAUCCACAUUGAUGGUGUGCAGGCACCUGCAUUUGUGUGUAAGUCAUGUGGUGAGGUAUUGCCCUCUGAUGACUGCUUGAAAGAACAUUUGAGAAUGAUGGAGGGUGACCAAGCAUUAUCUGCUACCAACAGUGAGAAACUUGAAUGCAGUGAUGAUCAUGAAAACAAUAUCUCCUUCGAGUGUGUACAAAAAGGAAUUGUGGAACAGACUGCAGAGCUCCCUUCAUACGAGGUACCCAGGAAAACCUUCAAAAAAUCCUUUAAUGACAUAUGUAACACACAUACUGUGAAACAAGCUGAAGAGAAACUCGAAAGAUGUAAUGACUGUGGAAUUUCAUGUACAAGCGACCACACUCAUGUCCACACUGUGCUAAGUGCAAAGGGACAUCACAAAUGUGAUGUUUGUGGUAAAAUGUUUACUCAGUUCUGCAAUCUUAAGAAACACAAUGUACUACACACUGGAGAGAGACCCCACGAAUGCGAUGUUUGUGGAAAAGCAUUUACUGAAAAGUGCAAUCUGAAGCAACAUGAAUUAAUACACACUGGACAGAGACCACACAAUUGCAAUGUCUGUGGAAAAUCAUUUACUCAGUCGGGCAGUCUCAAGAACCAUAUUUUAAAACACACAGGAAAGAGACCACACAAAUGCGAUGUGUGUGCAAAAUCGUUUACUCACAGGGGCAGUCUCAAGAGACAUGAAUUAAUACACACUGGACAGAGACCACACAAAUGUGAUUUCUGUGGAAAAUCAUUUACUCAGUCGUGCCAUCUCAAGAACCAUAAUGUAAUACACACAGGAAAGAGACCACACAAAUGCGAUGUGUGUGCAAAAUCGUUUACUGACAGGGGCAGUCUCAAGAAACAUGAAUUAAUACACACCGGACAGACACCACACAAAUGCGAUGUCUGUGGAAAAUCAUUUACUCAGUCGGGAAAUCUCAAGACCCAUGUAUUAAUUCACACUGGACGGAGACCACACAGUCCAAUGUCUGUGGGAAAUCAUUUACUCAGUCGAGCAGUCUCAUGAAACAUGAAUUAAUACACACUGGACAGAGACCCCACAAAUGUGAUUCUUGUGGUAAAUUAUUUAAUGCAUUGAGUAAUCGCAAGGCCCACAAGUUAAUACACAGUGGAAAGAGACCCUACAAAUGUAGUAUUUGUGGAAAAUCUUUUACUCAUUGGGGCAGUCACAGGAAACACAAAUUAAUACACACUACAUAGAGACCACUCAAAGUAUUGUUGAGGUCUGUAGACCUACACAUGUUGAUAGAAGACCACACGUGUUUUAUGAAAAUUGAUCGCAUGUGCUACAGAGAGGUCACAAAAAAUAUGACAAAUCCAUUUCCGCAGCUUCACAUUCGAAGUUACAUACAAAAUACAACGUAUGGAGCACACAAUUGAUUUUUUGUUGUAAAUGCUCCAUGCUUUAAUUGUUCAGGCUACCCAAAAUUUGUGCAUUGGGAGGUAUCUUUUACUCGAUUGAGAAGUAGUUUUGUGCAGUUAUCAGGACGCUAUAUUCUUCAAGAGAAUGUACCAGUAUGCUGCUAAUUAUUUGAAAGAAACUGCCGUUUCAAUCUUCAUGAAGCUGUAUCCACUACACAGGCGACAGCAGAAAUGUGUUUAUUACUCAUUCAUAAUGUAGGAUAUUUAUCUCAAGAAUGGAGAAAGAUACAAAAAUCUCUUGAUUAUGUGAACAUAUUAUUGAGGUAUGCCUCCUUAAUAGUAUUGCUAUUUGUGUGAUCAAUAAUCUGCACACAUGUGAACUGUCUGUGGUAGUUCUCCAUUAGGAAAUAACUGAUGGUGGCAUGUAUGCAGAGAUAAGGGAAAAAUUAUAAUCAUCUGCCUAGUAGCGUUUUGCUUCACCUACAGACUGCAAUACAACAGUGCAUCUCUAUGGUAUGGACUCAUUAGUUCUUCGUUAGUUUUUCAGUUGUAAAUUGGACUAUAAGUCUACACACAUCUCACACCUUUCCCGUUAACUGUAGGCUAUCGGUUUGUUGCUGUCUAGUUGGUAUGCAAUAGCAUCCCAGAUUCAUUUCAUCAUGAUCUAAUGAGGUGAGCUGGAUGGGAAAGACAACAGUGUGAACCAUCAUGUUGCUAGAACCAUUGCAGUGUGAUUCUUACCUUGUAAUUUGGUCAGUUAUCCUGCUGUAAGAUGUUGUCACUCUCUGUAAAUACAUCAAGCAUUAAGUGAUAAGUUUGCAGUAAUGUUCAUGUUCUCCACAUCUGUCAUGGUGCUUUCAGUUAUGACCAGCUGUUUUCUUGCCAUCUCAUAUGAAUAUCCCCCAUAGCAUGACACUGCCUCCAUCUUCCUGCACCAGUUGUGUGGUGCAUGUAUGAAACAACUAUUCAUCUGGAUAAUGACAUAUCUGAGCUCAACCAUUCACCUGGUCUGAAAGAAAUGUCAUUUAUCCCAACAUGUGACACUUCCUUAUAGGUAUGCAGUCCAGUCUCGAUUAUCCUAUUGGUAUUGCUAUUGUAACUGACAACAUCGUUAGAUCAACAUGGGAAUACAAAGCUGUUAUAUAACUUGGGGCCUCAUGUUCAACAGUCUCUGCUUAAUAGCUUGAAACUCUCGAGCCUGCUCAAGCAUUUUCUUCUGUCUCUACAGAUAGCCAUCUAUCCGAUUUUACAGAGCAGCUAGGUUCUGAUUUGCUUGUUCUAGAUAAUGGAUGGGCAUCCUACAACCUUUGUCAACUUGUGGUUUCACCAUCUUUCAACAAUGUUCCAUAGAGGCUGAUGGUAGAAGCAUCUGCACAGCCAACCACAUUCGCUGCUUCUGAGAUGCACUUACCCAGGCACCAGGCAAAACCAUCUGCGCUUUGGCAAAGUUAUUUAUGCCAUUUUUUAACAAACUGUCACUAGAAUGAUAACCACUCAUUUCUGGUUGUAUAGUUUCAUUACUAAGUGACAUAGCCACAAUGAUGCUGGGUAGCAAACACUCCUCCUACGGAAGUGGAUUUAGUGAUUUGGAUUAACAGUGUAUCUUCACAAAAAAGGCCUUUUGGUAAAUUGUGUAGUAAUUCAAUUUUUCUGCUUUGUUAAAUUUUAUGUCAAUACACUAUUGUCAGUUCAAGUGCCGUAUUUAUUGUGAAAAAUUUUUGUAUUACAAAGCUCUGUACAUUAAUUUUAUGCAUCAAAUCUUUUAAUUAUUUGUCUGUUUUUAAAUACCAUGUAACUACUGUACAAAUGACAAAACUGUCAUCAUGUAGUGUCAGAUUAUAAUUCCGAUUGUUUGUAGAAACAAAAGCACAGUUGAGAGCUCAGUGUGAUUUCUAGGUUAUGAAUUUAAUCCAA
This is a messenger RNA of Schistocerca americana (American grasshopper), 4170 nucleotides long. RefSeq names its product zinc finger protein 836-like. Lineage: Eukaryota; Metazoa; Arthropoda; Insecta; Orthoptera; Acrididae. Bases 380 to 1900 code for a protein of 506 amino acids. The record is from RefSeq and is a predicted model, not a curated record. Gene Ontology annotation, cellular component: nucleus. The transcript is spliced from 7 exons. Gene Ontology annotation, molecular function: RNA polymerase II cis-regulatory region sequence-specific DNA binding; DNA-binding transcription factor activity, RNA polymerase II-specific. Gene Ontology annotation, biological process: regulation of transcription by RNA polymerase II.